GCUGUCAGAUGGGCACCCGACGACGUCAAUGUGCAAAUCGAGUCGUCAGCUCCGCUGGUUCUGCGCGCGAGUAACAAAAAUAACAGUGAUCACCCCGUUCGAAAAACGCCAUGAAAUUAUCCGUGCUCCUACUUUUCGGGGCUGGUUUGUUCAGCGUAGCUUUUGGUAAGCCAGCGGGAAUAAUUCUGGGCUAUCAGGAUGGUUUGGGACAGUACAGUUUCGGUUACAGUGCGCCUUAUCAGGCACGUUCCGAGGUCCGUUCCGUCGACGGUGUAACGCGAGGCUCCUACAGCUACGUCGAUGGCGCCGGCUUGGUUCAAAGCACCGACUACACCGCUGACGGAGAACACGGUUUCCGAGUUGCGGCUACUAACCUCCCUCAAGCUCCUGUGCCCGUUCAAGAUACCCCGGAAGUUGCGGCCGCCAGAGCGGCGCAUUUACUUGCGGUCGAACAAGCCGCGGGAAGAAACAUUGAAGAUAAUCAACAAGCUGCAGCGGAUGAUCAAUCGGACGGUGUUUCCGUCGUAGCAGAAUCGUCGGCGGACGCGAAAUCGUUCAAAGACGAAGUUCCAUCGGUCGAGGCGGCUGCUGAACCCGGAGCGAAAGAAUCACCGGUCGAAGAAAAAGCGGAAUCGGUAGCGGAGGCGAAAAGCGUCGCGGCGGACGAGGGGGUCGAGAAGAAGGAUGAGUCGCAAAAUCAUCAGGAUGUCGAACAACAGCAGAAAGGUCGCGCGAUCGGAGGAGAGCAACAUGUCGCACCUGUAAUUGCAUCGGGUGCGGCGACACUCCCGGUUCCCCUCAUCCCUGUCAAUUUUGACGUACCUUCCGUCUCGGUUUACUCCGUUAGACCCGCCGGUGCCAAGGCCGAACAAGGAUCACUUCCGCAAGCAACGCCCGCUCAAGGACUAAUUACCCCCGCGGGAACGAAGCUGAAGAGUUUACCGGGUGGUCAAGUGAUCGCAGUGGCUCCUCGGGUAGCUUUGCCAAGUGAAUCGCAGGCAUCGGAAUCAUCGGCACAAGGUGCGGCGGCGUCAUCGGUCGAGACAUCGAGAGAUUUUCCACAUUACGAAAGAGCCCGUGCCGUAUUUGCUCCGGUAGUACCGAGCAUAAACGUGAUUCCUUACGGAUACGAUCCGACCGUAGCAUCUUUUUUGAGAUACGCACCAUUUCCAUACAUCGCUUAUAACGUCUUGUAAAUCACACACGAUCGAUUACUCUUCUUCUACUUUCAGCCGAUUAUAAUUGUGUACCUAUCGUAUUAUAUUUAAUCUACAUAUAUGCUGGAGAAAUAAAAAAAUUCUUACCGUA
This is a messenger RNA of Athalia rosae (coleseed sawfly), 1308 nucleotides long. RefSeq lists its product as uncharacterized. NCBI's taxonomy places the organism in Eukaryota, Metazoa, Arthropoda, Insecta, Hymenoptera, Athaliidae. The coding region runs from base 111 to 1196 and encodes 361 amino acids. Gene Ontology annotation, molecular function: structural constituent of chitin-based larval cuticle. The transcript is spliced from 4 exons. Gene Ontology annotation, cellular component: chitin-based extracellular matrix. The record is from RefSeq and is a predicted model, not a curated record.